GCGUGGACUGGCUGCGUUGCCGGCCUUGGGCACCUGGCGAGCUGCCCAGAGCCGACCUUCCUACCCGCCGCGCCGUGACGGCCUCUCGGCUCUGCCUCCUUGCCGAGGUCCCCGCAGCCGGGCUCCGGACCCAGAUAACACGAUGGUGGGUGAAGAGACUUCUCUCAGGAAACGGCUGUCAAAGUCCAGUGAUGAUCCUGAAGAGUCCCACGACCAGGGCAACCCUGCAAAGCAGUCCCAAGAGACCCCUAGUAAUGGCCGUGUUGACAUAAAAGAGUUGAUAACAAAGAAGAAACAACUGGCAGCAGAGGCAGAGGAAUUGAAGCCAUAUUUUAUGAAGGAAGUUGGCACUCACUUCGACGAUUUUGUGACCAAUCUCAUUGAAAGAUCGGUAUCGUUGGACAGUGGUGGGAGUGCUCUCACGUCCUUUUCUGUUCUUGGAGGAGAGAAGAACCACAGAGCUAAAGAUCUGAGAGCACCUCCAGAACAUGGAAAGAUUUUUGUUGUAAGGCGAUCUCUCUUAGAUGAGCUGUUCGAGGUGGACCACAUUAGAACAAUAUAUCACAUGUUUAUUGCUCUCCUCAUUCUCUUUAUCCUCAGCACGCUUGUGGUAGAUUACAUUGACGAAGGAAGGCUGGUGCUUGAGUUCAAUCUCAUAAGUUAUGCUUUUGGCCAACUUCCUGUUGUUAUGUGGACAUGGUGGGCCAUGUUUCUGAGUACACUUUCAGUUCCCUAUUUCCUCUUUCAACAUUGGGCCAGAGGCUACAGCAAAAGUUCUCAUCCAGUGAUCCAUUCUGUCUUCCAUGGCUUGCUUUUCAUGGUCUUCCAGAUUGGCAUUCUGGGUUUUGGACCACUGUAUGUUGUGUUAACAUAUAUGCUGCCACCAGCUUCCCGGAGCAUUGUUAUAUUUGAACAGAUUCGUUUGAUAAUGAAGGCCCAUUCGUUUGUCAGAGAAAAUGUGCCUCGGGUUCUAAAUUCAGCUAAGCAGAAAUCAGGCACUGUCCCAGUCCCCACAGUCAACCAGUACUUGUACUUCUUGUUCGCACCUACCCUCAUCUACCGGGACAGCUAUCCCAGGACUCCCACUGUAAGGUGGGGUUAUGUUGCUAUGCAGUUUGCACAGGUGUUUGGUUGCCUGUUUUAUAUGAACUACGCCUUUGAAAGGCUCUGUGUCCCCUUGUUUCGGAAUAUCAAGCAGGAGCCCUUUAGUGCUCGUGUUCUGGUCCUGUGUGUAUUUAACUCCAUCUUGCCAGGUGUGCUGGGGCUGUUGCUUACCUUUUUUGCCUUUUUGCACUGUUGGCUCAAUGCCUUUGCCGAGAUGUUACGCUUUGGUGACAGAAUGUUUUAUAAGGAUUGGUGGAACUCCACAUCCUACUCCAACUAUUACAGGACCUGGAAUGUGGUGGUCCAUGACUGGCUGUACUACUAUGCUUACAAGGACUUUCUCUGGUUUUUCACUAAGAGAUUCAGGUCUGCGGCCAUGCUGGCCGUGUUUGCUGUGUCUGCUGUCGUGCACGAGUACAUCUUGGCUGUCACCUUGAACUUCUUCUACCCCGUGCUCUUUAUUCUCUUCAUGUUCUUUGGAAUGGCUUUCAACUUCAUUGUCAAUGAUAGUCGGAAAAGGCCAAUUUGGAACGUCAUGAUGUGGACUUCCCUUUUUGCGGGCCAGGGAGUCAUUGUGUGCUUUUAUUGUCAAGAGUGGUAUGCACGUCAGCACUGUCCUCUGAAAAAUCCCACAUUUCUGGAUUAUAUCCAGCCACGUUCCUGGACUUGCCAUUACGUGUUUUAGAAGCCUGGACUUUGUUUCCUUCCUGGACACUGAAGAUUGGGUGUUUUGCCGGAUUUGGGGCCAGCAUCUGUUCCAGCUGUUACUGAUGAAGUUACCUGUGUUAUUUGGACCACUCAGACUUGACAGAUGAUUCAGUCCAUUCCUAGGUCAUCGGAGCUGAGCCUUUGGAAGUUUACUGGAAUUAUAUACACUCAAGCAGUGUUUUGUUUUUGUUUGUUUUUUUUUUUGCAGAGAAGGGAGACAUAGCUAAUGUUAUGACAGAUUUUUGCUGGGUCAUAUUGGCUUAAGCCUCAGAAAUAUCGCUGUUGUUUUUUGACUAUCUAAUUAGAGACUAAACAUCAUGUUUUCUUGGCCACCGAAUUAGCCAAAACACUUAUGAAGAAAUCAUUUGAAUACCUCUUACUUAGAUAUAUUUUUCAGGCACACUGUUGGAAUGUAUGCUAAUUAACCAUGCAGUUGGGAAAGAAGAAAAUAUGGAAUGUUUUGCUAUUUCCAGUAGAGAGAAAAUUUGCUAUUUCCAAAAGAGAGAAAAUACCUGUUUUCCAAAGAUCAUCUUAUUAUACAUUCUAAUUUGUGUUGUUGUUGUUGUUUUCUUCGGCCUGUAUUGUUUUGGAAAAAGUUUGGUUCUAUCCAAGUUUUAUCUUGUUUUCACUAUACAGUGUAGGUCAUGGUUUCUGUGAAGCAAAAUUGUAUCUUUCACCUUGAAUUUUUUUUUUCUUUGCCCUCACUCGACAUUUUUCCACUUUUUGUUCAGAUAGAGUGGGAGGGAGAGAGGGAGAAAGAGAGAGAGA
Molecule: messenger RNA, 2580 nt
Organism: Molossus molossus (Pallas's mastiff bat)
Lineage: Eukaryota; Metazoa; Chordata; Mammalia; Chiroptera; Molossidae
Gene: SOAT1
Product: sterol O-acyltransferase 1
Exons: 16
Coding region: 143-1789 (548 amino acids)
Biological process (GO): cholesterol efflux; cholesterol homeostasis; cholesterol metabolic process
Cellular component (GO): endoplasmic reticulum membrane
Molecular function (GO): cholesterol O-acyltransferase activity; fatty-acyl-CoA binding; cholesterol binding
Source: RefSeq, a predicted model, not a curated record